Messenger RNA from Cynocephalus volans (Philippine flying lemur), 612 nucleotides. Its product is annotated as prefoldin subunit 5-like. The record is from RefSeq and is a predicted model, not a curated record. Lineage: Eukaryota; Metazoa; Chordata; Mammalia; Dermoptera; Cynocephalidae. Gene Ontology annotation, cellular component: cytoplasm; prefoldin complex. Gene Ontology annotation, biological process: RNA polymerase I assembly; RNA polymerase II core complex assembly; protein folding. The coding region runs from base 25 to 612 and encodes 195 amino acids. The transcript has 2 exons.
UCUUCCUUAGUCCUCCUUCCCCACAUGGUGCAGUCAGUUAACAUCACCAAACUGAAUCUGCUGCAGCUAGAAAUGCUCAAAAACCAGCUGGACCAGGACAUGGAGUUCUUAUCUACGUCCACUGCCCAGCUCAAAGUGGUAUCGUCCAAGUAUGUGGAAGCCAAGCACUGUCUGAACAUGCUAAACAACAGCAACGAGGGGAAAGAAUUACUCGUCCCAUUGACGAGUUCUAUAUAUGUCCCUAGGAAGCUACAUAAUGUGGAAUAUAUGCUCAUCAACAUGGAAACUGGCUACUAUGUAGAGCAGACAGCUGAAGAUGCCAAAGACGACUUCAAGAGGAAGACAGACUUCCUCACCAAGCAGAUGGAGAAAAUCCAGCCAGCUCUGCAGGAGAAGCAUGCCAUGAAACAGGCUGUCAUGAAAAUGAUGAACCAGAAGAUUCAGCAGCUCGCAGCCCUGGGGACAGCUCAGCCUACCGCCAAGGCCGGAAUUUGCUGCAGAAAUGGGGCAGAGGGACCCUGCUUCAGAGGCCUGGAACUUUUGAGGGGGCUGCUGUUUGCCGGCAAGAGCGUGUGCUCCGGGAGGCGUUUUCAAUCGGCACAGCUUCCCUGA